Molecule: messenger RNA, 6664 nt
Organism: Antechinus flavipes (yellow-footed antechinus)
Lineage: Eukaryota; Metazoa; Chordata; Mammalia; Dasyuromorphia; Dasyuridae
Exons: 6
Coding region: 345-2543 (732 amino acids)
Biological process (GO): negative regulation of gene expression
Cellular component (GO): cytoplasm; nucleus
Molecular function (GO): NAD+ poly-ADP-ribosyltransferase activity; transcription corepressor activity
Source: RefSeq, a predicted model, not a curated record
UAUGUUGGAAAGAGGACCAUGCUUUUAUCCAGUAUCUUAAUGACUUUCCAGAUGUUUUCCAAGAGUUUGAAGAUGAUUUAAAGAAAGUAGGCUGUGUUUUCCAAACUUGUUACUCUUUGGGAGUGCUUCAGUUUGUAGCAGAAGGAGAACAUUUAGAUCCAUCUAACUGGGAGAAAGCUGUGGAGGAUGCUUUUCAGAAAAACAAGAAGAGAUAUGCUGUUCACUAUGAGUCCAAUACAGAUAUUCUAAAUAUUCUGAAGAAGCAACAAUCUCUAGUGAACUCUUUUAAAAGCAUACAAGAAUACAAAGGUCCUUGCUUUGUAGGUCUAACUGAAGAAGUGAAGAUGUUUGUACAACAUGUUCAAGAAAUGGCUUUCAGUGAAAAGCCAGUGUGUGUGGAACAUCCCAUUCUCCAUCUUCCUAGAUUUACAAUAGUCAAAAACAUAAUCAGCAAGUUCCUCUUUCCUCACUCUCCAGUGACUAUAGCCUUGGCAGAAGAUCCUUUAGGUAUGAUCACUUUUCAGGGGCCCCAAAAGGAUGUGCUUGAGGUAGAAAGGCAGUUUUAUAGUCUCUUGAGUGCUUUUAAGAAUUGGCCAGUCUCACUCUCCACAUUCCAAAUACAUUUUAUCCAGGACCUCCAGGAAGAACUCUUUAAUGAGAAUUUUUUCCUUUCUCAAGAUAUUUCGGCAGUGCUUAACACUUCUGAUGGAAUUAGUAUUUGGGGGCUUGACUUUGGAGAAUUGGUACAAGCAGAAGAAUUAUUGAAGAGCUUGGUUUAUGAGAGGAAGAUUGAUAUUGGGGAAGAGGUCCAGUGGGCAACCAGUGGCCUGGAAUGGGAAACUCUACUCAUAGCACUAAGAAAUCCAAAGAGAGUUAAUUUUUAUAGUGUCAAAUCACAGCUAGGUAUUUUGACUUCGGUGGUCAUAGUGGGCACCAGGAUUGAAGUAGCUGAGGCAGAAAUGAAUAUUAGGGAAUAUUUGAUGAGUUAUUCAAUAACUGAAGAUAGAAUUAUUUCUCCUCGACUGGAGCUAGCUGAAGCCAGAGAAAACCUGUUUCGGAUAAUGAACUGGGGGGACUUAAAGGUGAAUAUUUGCAUUCAAAUCAACCAUUCUACUUUAACUUUGAAACUAAAAGGACUAAGGAAGCAUGUAAAAGAGGCCAGAGGAAUUGUUCAAGCAGAUCUAGAUUCAUUGACUAUGAGAAGCAUCCCCAUAAGACACAGAGGAGUACAGCAAUACCUUUUGGGAAUUGGAGCUACAGUUCUUUUCACAUUUGCUGAAGAACUCCAAUGUUUGGUGAAGAUGCAAAUGACAGAGAAAACUACAAAUACUUUGCUCUCUGAGGUCUCAGCCUAUAGGAAGGAGAAUGAAUUGACAUCUAUCCAAGAACUCCUGAAGUAUCUCAGAAGAUACAAAAAAGAACACUUUGCUCUUGGUGACUCUCUGCUAGGACUGGUUCAAGUAUUGGGUAAGGAGAUGAAUUUAGCCAAAUUUCAGGAAGCUUUUGAAGACUUUAUGAAUGGAUAUUGCAGUGAAAUAUUCAACAGUGAUAAAAUAGUCACUUUCAGCCAAGACUGUCUUCAAAAGGUCUUAAACCAAGGGUACUAUUUCCCACUCAAUCUGCAUCAUCAUGGGAAUCUCUUACAGAUCCAGGGUUUUCAGGAAGAUGUAAAGAAAGCUGCUACUGUUGUACAAACUUUAAUCCAGGAAGCUCAUGACAUAGAUAGAGCAGCAGAAGCCCUGAAAUCUGUGGUUCAAUGGCAAUAUGACAUUGGUAACACAGGUCUUUCCCCAUUUGAUAAAACUACAAAUCUAAAACUGGAAGCAGCAUAUAGGAAGGAAGAAGAGAACAUUGAAAUCAUCUUGAAUUCUAGAAAAGCCAAGGUCAACUUGAAGAAGAGGGAAGGUUUGGUAUUAGACAUGGGGACAGUCUUUAAAAUAAAGCGGGAAAUCUGCAUAUGGGAGAUGAGCAUCCCUCAACAUUGGGAACCAAUGGAUGAUAACCCAGUGAAGACUGUGAAACUCUCAUCAAAUCUGGUGGAGUACCAGAGAGUAGCCCAGAAGUUCAAGUAUUCCAUGAACAAGACUACCAUCCUUAAGAUAGAAAGAAUACAAAACCCAUACCUCUGGACCUCUUACAUUUACAAGCGGAACUGGAUGGAAAAAAAGAAUCCCCCAGGAGUACAGAAUGAGCAGUUUCUCUUCCAUGGAACAAAAGCAAAAAACUGCUCAUCCAUUAUUGAAAAUGGGCUAAAAAGUACCUGUAGGAAAAAUGGAAGAUAUGGCCAAGGGAUCUACUUUGCAGUGGAUGCUUAUAUGUCCUCCCAAUUUUGUGGAAAAGGCUGUCAGGGAUCCAAGUUUUUGUUCCAAGUUCGUGUCCUUACUGGAGAGUACAUUAAAGGUGAUUCAGAACUAAUAUUACCUCCAAGAAAACCAGGAGGAGGGAGAUAUGAUAGCUUGGUUGAUUCAGUGGGUAUGCCACGAAUAUUUGUAACCUUUUUUGAUGACCAUUCAUACCCAGAAUAUUUAAUCACAUUCUGCUGAUCCAGUAUGGUUUUAUCUAGGCCUUUAAGUUAUAUAGAGAAUCUCUAAAAUGGCUUUUUCAAUAUAGCCAUGGCUUCAAGAAAAUAUAAAGUAAAAUAGGAAAACACAAGUUCUAGUGUCCAAGAUUACACAUUUGGCAAUUUUCAUUUGUUUUAUCUGUUGUAUUACCGGUCCAAACUAUGUUACAUUGUAGUAUAACAUAAAUUAGACUUAAUCACAAGCCAAAGUAUCACCACAAAUUAGACUGAAUCUAAAGGAUAUUAGGCUGUUAAAUGGUAUUUUCUUAGACCUCAUCCUUACAGACUUCUUAGCAGUUUUUGAUAUUGUUCAAAUGUCUCCUCUCCUUUUUGUCCCACAUAGUUUCUCUUGUCCUAGCUUCCAUAUUUAUCUUUGAUUCUUCUCUUGUCAGAUCACAUCUUCUUACUCUCCUUUGGUAGCUCAUCAUCUGUUUUCUCCCUCAAUGUAGAUGUCCUUCAAAGCUCCUGGAACCUCUUCUCUUUUUGUCCCCUUUCAGUAAACUCAUGAGUUACAAAAGGUCAAAUUCUUAGCUCUGUAUAGAGAAAUUCCAAAUCUACAUAACCAACUCAUUAUUCUUUGGAACUCUAGUUCCAUAUCAUAUUACUUUCUGGGAUGCAUCUCAAAUUCUACAUAUGCAGAAGAAAAUUCACUUUCUUCCUCAUUAGCUUUCUGCAAAUUUCACAUUUUUUAUAUCCACAUUCUUCCAGUCACUCUGCUUUAAAACCUAGGAGUCAUAUUUGAUUCUUCCUGCUCAAAAAUUACCAAUAAUUUCUUAAUUGUCAAAACUAAUGAUCAUUUUUCAGUCUUGAGAUCUUUUUUAUCUUUUUCAAGCUCUUUAGUUUUUGACACUAUUGAUCACCCUUUUCUCCUGGAUAUCCUCUCUUUGUAAGGUUUGCAUGAUGCUAUAUUUUCCUGGUUCUUUUGCAACAUGACAGAUCCUUCUCAGUCUUUUUUACUGAACCUUCAUUGAGUUCACAUACAUUGAUAGUCUGCCCCAGCCCUCUUCUAUUUUUCCUUACCAACUGCCUUCUGGGUAUGUCAAAAUAGAUGUUCUAUAAACAUCUUAGACUCAUCAUUUUUCCCCCAGAUCUUCUCUCUACCAUCUUUCCUAGUUCUAUUGAGGGUAACAGUCUCUUCUCAGUUCUAUCCAGACUUUGAUGUCAUCCUUCACCCUCACACACUCGUCAUGAAGUGGUUUAGGAGACUGAGUACAGUUUUGAACUGUUAGAGAUGUGUGCAACAUGAAGAAAUCCUAGGUCUCAAAGAUUUGCCAUUUAUUACAUGAAAUAGCUCAUGGGCUCAACCACAUAUGACUAAACAAGGCAGAAUUAUAGAUGAGUAAGCAGUAUUCUUAUGGGAUUCAGGAACUUUUAAAGUCUCAGCAAGGGCAAAGUUUGAGGAGUAGCAUGGAGGAGGAGGGUGGGAGGAUUUGGGGAGAGACCAGGGAGAGAGUCUAAGUGAGUGACCAGGCCCCAGACUUGCCUAUAGAUAUGCUAAUCAAGACAAUCUCCAAGGAUGGACUGAAUGGAUUAGAGACUAGGAGGGUCAGAAGAGCUGAUUAAGAGUCAUAUCAAUUCCAUGCAUCUAAUCUGUUGUCAUAGCCUUGUUAUUUCUACCUUCAAAUCUCUACUGUGUCUGUUGCUUUCCUAGAGCAGACUCUUGGCACCUCACGUUUGCCCAAUUGUACGGGUCUUUUAAUUGUGCUCCUUGCCUUAAUUUUUUUAUCAUUCCAAUGCAUUUUCCACUAAUUUGCCAAAAUGGUUUCCCUAAAGCACAUCCUUCUAUUUAAUAAACUCCAAUUGCUCCCUAUUCCCUCAAGGAUCAAAGUCCUUCACAACCUGGCUCAGACUUCCCUACAUGAACUCUAGGAUCAGUGACAAUGACUUUCUUGCCAUACCUUGCAUAGGAUACUCCUCCUGAUUCUGUAUCUAAAAUGCUCUGUACUUAUUUCUAUGCUCAAGAUUCAAUUCAAAUCUCAUUUUUUUCAGGGAGGCUUUUAGUCAUCAUUACUACCUCCUUCCUCCUUUCUUUCUUCCUUCUUCAAAUCCUAAACAUACACUAGGAUAUUCCUUCUGGAUUAGCCUUUUAUUUAGACUGAUUAUAACUUCUAAAUACAAUUUAAAAAAUAAUCGGCCCUCAUUAGAAUGUAAUUUCCUUGUAAACAAAGGCUAUAAUUUUUCUUUUCUUUGUAUCCUCGUCAUUUAACACAGUGCCUGGCAUAUAGUAAGCAUCUUAUGGAAGCCCAAUUUUUCUUAUGUUAGCACUUCUAGCUUUUUCCUUCAAAUCUGUUGUUUUAUUCUGCAUAUCCAUUAGUUGCUUUUUCAUUGUUAUUAUACCUUGGGCCUUUUCUUGAAAUUAAUAUCUAUUAUCUAUUGAUUGUUUUUCAACUUCAUGUAUUCUGUUAUUUGUGACCCUGGGGAAAGUCACUUAACUUACCUGCCUUGCUUUCCUCAUCUAUAAAAUGGGCAUAAUAACCUACCUUACAGGAUUGUUGUGAUGAUGUAUAAUUAUAGAACAUAAAUGCUACUUAUUAUUAUUGUCAAUGCCAUUGUUGUUUUGAAAUUUAUUUAAUGUCACUCUGUAAUUUUGGAAUGUCACAACUGAUUUCCCUAAUUGUUACUCCUUUCUUUUUCUUUUCUUUUUUUUUUUUUUUUUAACAAACUAAACAAACUAAAUUCACUCUUUAUGUCCUUUAAUAUAUUUAAUAUCCAAUUUAAUUUAUCAUUUGGUAUUUCUUACAUUAAAUCAUUUGAUAUUUCAACUUCCAUUUCUUUUUAAAUUUAAUUUUCUAUUAACAAAAAUAUAUUUUAUUUUUCCCCAUCUCCUUCUAUCAUUGAAAAAAAAGCGAAACCAAAAUUUUUUGUAAUAUAUUUGUAUUCAUACAUACACUCAAGUAAAACAAAUUCUUAAAUUUACCAUGUUGAAAAAUAUGUGUCUUAUUCUGUAUUUUGAGUCCAUCAUCUCUGUUAGAAGAGUAGCAACUGCAUUAAUUUUUUUAAUUGUAUUGUUGCCUUUUGUUUUUAUGCCCCUCAUUUCCCCUUAAAUCUAACCCCUUGUAACUUUUUUUUAUAAUAGACUAUCAAAGUCAAACUACCUCUGAUCAAUCUUGUUGAAUAUAGGCAUACCUCUUUUUAUUGUAUUUUGCUGAUAUUGCAUUUUUUACAGAUUGAAAGUCUGUAGCAACCCUGCAUCCAGCAAUCUAUCAGCAUCAUUUUUCUAAUAGUAUGUGCUUACAUCAUGUCUCUAUGUCAUAUUUUGGUAAUUCUCACAAUUAUUUCAAACAUUUUCAUUAUUAUUACAUCUGUCAUGGUAAUCUGUGAUCUUUGAUGUUAUUAUUGUAUUGUUUUGAUGUGCCAUGAACUGUGGCCAUAUAAAGCAGUUGACUUAAUAACUGUUGUGUGUGUUCUAAUUGCUUCAUCUUCUUGAACUUCCUUCCUGAGAUAUAAUAAUACUGAAAUUUGAACAAUUAAUAAUCUUAUAUCCUCUAAAUGUUUAAGUGAAAGAAUCACUCCAUAAAACAAACUUCAUUGGUGUCUUAUUUUAAGAAAUCCAAGCCACCCCAACCUUCAGCAAUCAUCACCAUCAAACCCUCUACCAACAAAAUUCACUGAAGGCUAGAUGAUAGCAUUUUUUUAGUGAAAUGAGAAGAACCAAGAGAAUAUUACACACAAUAACAACAAUACUAUUCAAAGAAUAAUUGUGAAUAAUAUUGCUCUUACUGUGAACAAUUCCUCAACUGCAACUCUUCAGUUUCUAGUUUUUUGCCACCACAAAGAGAGCUGCUUUGACUGUUUUAGAACAUACAGGUUCUUUUCCUUUUUUCCUUUAUCACUUUGAGAAACAGUUAAUAGUGAAAUUUAGUCAAAGGCUUUGCUCAGUGUUAUAAUUCUUUGGCCAUAAUUCCCAGAUUACUCUUCAAAAUGGUUGGAUCCAUUCACAGGUCUGUCAACAGUGUAUUUGUUUUACAGUUUUUCCUCCUCUCUCCAAUAUUUGUCAUUUUCCCCUCCUUAUCAUUUUAGUGAACUUGGUAGAUGUAAGAUAUCUCAAAGUGGUUUUAAUUUGCAAUUUUCUAAUCAAUAAAGAUUUAGAGUAUUUUUACAUGA